Phragmites australis (common reed) is the source of this 1679-nucleotide messenger RNA. RefSeq lists its product as uncharacterized. NCBI's taxonomy places the organism in Eukaryota, Viridiplantae, Streptophyta, Magnoliopsida, Poales, Poaceae. The transcript has 3 exons. Bases 475 to 1407 code for a protein of 310 amino acids. The record is from RefSeq and is a predicted model, not a curated record.
CGGCAGUGAUCCCACAACCCCGCACCUCUCCUCUCUUUUUCUCUCUAGGAGACGGCAAGGCGGGGCUAUAUACCGAUGAGCGCGUCGAUCCGUUGGGUUGGUCGGAUCUUGGGGCACCAUGUCCGUAUUGGCACUUCUGGGUUGUUGGUGGAUUGGUGGGGGGCUAGGGUUUCUUUCCCAUAUCUUAGUUUGUUUGCAAUAUUGGGUACCGUUAGCAAAAUAUAAAAUUCUUGUUUAGAUCUUGUUAGAUUGCAUAGGGAGGAUUGCGAAUUUUUGCGUUUGUUAUUGACACAACUAAAGUAAGUUAUUUGGUCAUGAUGGGAGAGAUCGGACGUAGGUUAUCAGGAAGAAAACUGUUGGCAAAUGUUUUUUAAUGGGAUUUUGCGUGAUGGAGGAAUCAGGGGUAAUCGUGCCCUAAUUCUUGUGCAGGUGGCUGAUGGAUUUGCAUCGUCCUUUCUGUUUUUGUCUUAGAACAUGGCUGAAGCAUGUACUGUUUCGCAUGCUGAGAAUAAACGCAGUCUCCCGGCAUGGAUGCUGAAAGCAUGCUCAGGUAAUCAAGUGGUAAAGAUUGAAGAUCAGAAUAAGCAGGCAUUGGAAUCUGCUGAACAAAUAGGGGCUCGGGAUCAGACCAAGCCCAUCAAAAGGAAGAGUGAAAGGCUGUUAAAAAAUGUGGAUUCAGAGGGUGCUGGUGAAGUGGGAGUCUUGCAGCGAUGCGAGAGUAGAGAAAAGGCCAGGAGAAAGAGCAAGGAUGCUGUCAGAGAUGAAGUUGAAGAAACUGAGAUAGCAGCUAGCAAGAAUCCAAGAAAAGUGAGUGCAAAAGCUGCUCCAAAGAAUAGCAGGAAACGGAAGCUGGAGAAUGUUAAAUCAGAAGCAUCAUCACCAGUAGCAAUUGAUGAUGAGAUUGAGCUUACCAUGGAGGAUCUUGUGAGCAUAGCUGAAGAGUAUGUAAAUGCUGAUAAACAGAAGCAAAAUGAACUAGAAACUGUGAAGACUGCCAGAUGCAAGGAGCAUCUUCCGUGUCCAACAAUUUCCACUGAGGCAGAUACAGGAGGAUCAGUGGUAAAUGCUCAAUCAAUGAAGGGAUUGAUGCCUUGCACAACAGUCACAACAAAUACAAGACCAAGCCAGCAUAGAGGAGCCGAUAACAAGGGCCAUCAAGAACUGAUGUGUUCGUCAAGUCUUGAAACGACAGGUGAUGUUGCUCAGGAGAUGCUUAACCUGUUUCUCGGUCCUCUGUUGAGUAAACCUGCAGACUAUGGAAAUAGAUCCGAGUAUAUAGAAUCAAUAACCGCAAAUGUAAAUCAUUUGCCAGAGAAGAAAGACUUGCACAACGAAGUACCAAGGCAGGGGGAAGCUGUGACAAAAAAGAAGAGCAGCUUGAAAGAUAAAUUGGCCUUGUUGUUUUGACUGCAGCAAAUGAGCGUUGAGCAGUAGAUUCUAAUUCGUAUGAGACUGCAUCUACUAGUUCCGAGAGUGUACAUCGCCUGUAAAUAUGACUCAGUCCCACAGCUUUUUUUAUUUCACAUGUAAUUAUAAUCCUUUUGUUAAUAAGCUGGUUUCUUAAUAAUGUAAGGCCAACCUCCUGUCGACGUGUAUUUGCUACCCCUGUAGAUUUUGGUUGGAUGUUAUUCUUAUGCAAAAUGAUUAAAGGAUGUGCAGUGCAUUUUCUGUUGGUUGAA